AUGCCGUUGGCAUCGUCAUCCCUAUCUUAUUGGUUUACUUCGACUGACCCAAUUGGUGUUGUGGCGUGGAGAGUUUGGGACUGUGCCCGAGACACAGAAGUUCGGAAUUUGACCAAUUGGGUUGCUGAUUUUCCCCUCAACUUGAUCUGGGUCCUUCCCUUCUCUUCAAUCUCAGAGUUGUAUUGUUGUGCCCAAUUCCUGCGGGACAAAGCUAAAACCUCGAUUCCUAUCUUCUUUCUGGGUUGGAUUUGUCAUCUUGUAGAAUCGUUAGGAGGCAUUGGGAUGGGGAGAGUAGAAGCUAUUGUAGUAGGUGUGUCAAGACAUUGUAGUCUCCUUGCCGUCCUGAGUGGUAAAUCACGUGACACCAAACAAAAGCAAAAGCAGAGUGCUGCUUCUGAGGAUCAACCUCCUUACCCCUUUCCAGAGCUUUCUUCCUCUGGUAGUCUUGAGGUCAAGCUAUUGAUCAAACCUACUACCAAUGAACUCAGCCGAGCUCUUGAACAACUGCAGCCAGAAUUUGUUUACCUUCAAGGUCACUGGCUAGAAGAUAGGGGAGAAAUUGGGCCCCUUGUAUGGGAGGAUUUUGACCUGUCUGCCCCAGAAGCACUGUGUGGAUUGUUUUGUUCCAAAUUACCUAAUACCGUUUAUCUGGAAACUCCUAAGGGAGAAAAAUUGGCAGAGGCACUCCGUAAUAAGGGAGUUCCAUACACUAUCUAUUGGAAAAAUGAUUUUUCGAAGUAUGCAGCUUCACAUUUUCGUCAUUCUUUUUUCUCUGUGGCACAGAGUACAUCCAGCCAUACAUGGGAUGCUUUUCAGCUUGCUCUGGCAUCUUUUAGACUAUACUGUAUACAAAACAAUGUCUUACCUUCUAACAGCCAGAAAGGUGUUGGUAAGUUUGGUCCACAAAUUCUCGGGGUUCCUCCGAACAUUGAUAUUAGUCCAUCUGUAGCAGACAUGAAGGAUGAGGAAGAGGAAAAUUCAUCUGAAACACUUUCUGCUGUAAAGAUCUAUGAUGAUGAUGUGAACAUGAGACUUCUUGUUUGUGGAGUUCCCUGCACAUUGGAUGCUUGCUUGUUGGGGUCAUUAGAGGAUGGACUCAAUGCUCUUCUAUUUACAGAAAUACGAGGAUGCAAACUUCACAACAGGACAAGUGCUCCACCACCACCUCUGCAGGCAGGAACAUUCUCACGUGGUGUAGUGACUAUGCGUUGUGAUAUUUCCACAUGUAGUACUGCUCAUAUAUCACUUUUGGUGUCUGGUAGUGCAGACACUUGUUUUAAUGAUCAGCUCUUGGAGAAUCAUAUUAAGAAAGAGCUGAUUGAGAAUAGUCAACUUAUUCAGGCAUAUCCUAAUCAUGAACAAAGUAAAUCACCUUCCUGCGAGCCUCGAAGAUCAGCCUCAGUAGCCUGUGGAUCUAGUGUGUUUGAAGUUUGUAUGAGAGUUCCUGCAUGGGCUUCACAGGUUCUGAGACAGCUUGCACCCAGUGUGUCAUACCGCAGCCUUGUUAUGUUGGGAAUUGCUAGCAUCCAGGGAUUGCCAGUUGCUUCUUUUAAUAAAGAUGAUGCUGAACGCCUUCUUUUCUUUUGUACUAGGCAGGAGAAAGAAAACUCUGCAAAUGAACAUGUUUUCUCUGGGAUUCCAAAUUGGCUGAAGCCUCCACCGCCCAGUCGAAAAAGAUCUGAACCUUGCUCUGGUACAAAGUCUAUCAAUGCUAGUGGUAGGGGAAUUGAAGAUGUUGGUAGUCAUAGACAGAAGUUAAAUCUUGCUGCUAUGAAGCCAAUCCCUCAAUCUCAUAGACACAAGAUUCUCCCCUUUUCUGGAUUGCCUGCGGGUGCAAGAUAUGAUGGAGAUAAUGGAAAAUCAAAUCAGUCUCUUGCUCCUAUUAAGCAUAAUGUUUCAGGCCCUACUUCAGUUACAAAUAGGAAAUCUGUGUCGAACUCAUUCCAAGCUAACCAGAUCAUUUCUUUGAAUCCAUUACCUAUGAAAAAACAUGGUUGUGACAGAGCUCCAAUACGGGCUUGCUCAGAGGAGGAAUUCCUGAGGGAUGUAAUGCAAUUUUUGAUCCUUCGGGGGCAUAAUCGGCUGAUACCGCCAGGUGGGCUUGCUGAGUUCCCUGAUGCCAUUUUGAAUGCAAAACGCCUUGACCUGUUCAACUUGUACAGGGAGGUGGUUUCAAGAGGAGGCUUUCAUGUUGGAAACGGUAUCAAUUGGAAAGGGCAAGUUUUCUCAAAGAUGCGGAAUCACACUUUGACAAAUAGAAUGACUGGUGUUGGCAAUACACUCAAAAGGCAUUACGAAACUUAUCUCUUAGAAUAUGAAUUGGCUCACGAUGACGUUGAUGGAGAGUGCUGCUUGAUGUGUCACAGUAGUGCAGCAGGUGACUGGGUGAACUGUGGUGUAUGUGGUGAGUGGGCUCAUUUUGGCUGUGAUAGGCGGCAAGGACUUGGAGCAUUUAAGGACUAUGCGAAAACCGAUGGACUGGAGUAUGUUUGUCCUCGCUGCAGCGCCUUAAAAUUCAGUAAAAAAUCUCAAAAAACUGCAAAUGGUUAUUAA
Molecule: messenger RNA, 2553 nt
Organism: Sphenostylis stenocarpa
Lineage: Eukaryota; Viridiplantae; Streptophyta; Magnoliopsida; Fabales; Fabaceae
Source: the annotation of a GenBank genome assembly